AUGCCAUCCUACUUCAUCACAGGCACCUCCAGCGGCAUCGGCCUCGAGCUCGUCAACCAGCUCAGCAAGGACCCAGCAAACCGCGUGUUCGCCUCCUACCGUCGCUCCACACCGGAGCUCGAGGAGCUUGCGCGCGCCCCUAACGUGAAAACCGUCCUUCUCGACGUCGACGACCAGUCCUCCAUUGAAAACCUCACCUCCCAGCUUCCAGACGCCCCACUAGACGUCCUGAUCCUCAACGCAGGUAUCGCCAAAACGUUUGACCCUGUGGCCGCCACCGCUAGAGACAUGUGGCUCGACCACUUCGUCACCAACACUGUCGGACCAAUAAUGGUGUUCCAGCAGCUGCAGCAUCUCCUCGAGCGGUCCUCCAGCCCCCAGGUGUACUUUGUGUCCACAAUGGGAGGAUCCAUCCAGAGCCACCUGCCGUUCCCGUCAGGCGCAUACGGCGCCUCCAAGGCCGCCCUCAACUUCAUCGCUAGAAAGCUGAGCGAGGAGUUGCCGCACAUCAAGGUCGUCUCGGUGCACCCAGGCAUGGUGGCAACCGAGAAGGCCCUCGAAACUGUUGGCAGGGCCUUUGCGGGAAACGAGGCCGUCAAGGCCAAGCUCAUGGCAAUCUGCAUCUCGCCGGAGCAGAGCGCAGCCAAUAUCAUUGCCGCCAUCCACUCGCCCAUCAGGUCCGGCCGCUUCAUCAGAGUCGACGACCAGUCGGACAUCCCGUUCUGA
Messenger RNA from Ogataea philodendri, 726 nucleotides. RefSeq lists its product as uncharacterized. The record is from RefSeq and is a predicted model, not a curated record. The coding region runs from base 1 to 726 and encodes 241 amino acids. The transcript has a single exon. NCBI's taxonomy places the organism in Eukaryota, Fungi, Ascomycota, Pichiomycetes, Pichiales, Pichiaceae. Gene Ontology annotation, molecular function: oxidoreductase activity, acting on the CH-OH group of donors, NAD or NADP as acceptor.